AUGAAAGAAGUUCUAACGCUAAAUAAACCAUGUUACGUAGGAAUGAGCAUCUUAGACUUAUCUAAGACUUUAAUGUAUGAUUUUCACUACAACACCAUCAAGAAGGAGUACGGUAAUAACUCAAGGUUACUGUUCACUGAUACUGACAGUCUAAUGUACGAACUGAAGACGGAUGAUGUUUAUGAGGACUUUAAGAGAAUUGGUGAAAAGCAAAGCUGUUGGGAUAAUUCAGAUUAUCCAAAAGAAUCUCCGUACUACUCAACUCACAACAAGAAGGUUAUAGGUAAGUUUAAGGAUGAAGCUGAAGGAGUACCUAUAAUUGAGUUUGUUGGGUUGAGGUCAAAAAUGUAUUCCUAUGUAAAGGAAAACGGUGGGGGUGGAAUGACAGCUAAAGGGGUUAAAAA
This is a messenger RNA of Paramuricea clavata, 404 nucleotides long. Lineage: Eukaryota; Metazoa; Cnidaria; Anthozoa; Malacalcyonacea; Plexauridae. The record is from the annotation of a GenBank genome assembly.